Colletes gigas is the source of this 4674-nucleotide messenger RNA. RefSeq names its product rho guanine nucleotide exchange factor 28 (gene cyst). The transcript is spliced from 19 exons. Gene Ontology annotation, biological process: regulation of Rho protein signal transduction. Gene Ontology annotation, molecular function: guanyl-nucleotide exchange factor activity. Bases 189 to 4595 code for a protein of 1468 amino acids. Lineage: Eukaryota; Metazoa; Arthropoda; Insecta; Hymenoptera; Colletidae. The record is from RefSeq and is a predicted model, not a curated record.
ACAAAAUGGUGGACGUGCCUUGACUGCAUGAUACAGAUUGGUAGAUACAACAUUUUGUUUCCUCAUGAAGGAGCUAAAUAUAAUAAACCACGUGUAAUAUUAAUGGAUUCAUAGAAAUUAUUACGCUUUAGUUUCCGCUCUUGGGAAAAUUAAAUAUUUCUUCAACCGUCGGAAAUAAAACAAAAAAGAUGGAGAAACGGCAGGAAAUACUGGCUCCGUUUUCGUCUGAUGAGUGUCCAAACAGUGGGGAGGAUAGCGAAGAAGAUGUAAUAACUGAUUAUUUGGGAUCAUCGCAUUCUGACUGCGAUCGUAUACCUCUCAUUAAUGGAGAUCUUGGUAGUCUAAGUCUACAUGGAAAUAUAAUUGCUGAGUCCAACUACACCAAAGACAAUACAGAGAAAACGGCUAUCACUAUGUCUGAAGGGACUGAUGACCAGCAGCACCACCCAUUGCUUACACUCGGCUCUAACAUUCAAACUCAGCCUAAUCCAUUGGUGCCAAUUAUUAGUGUCACACCUCAUUCGCCUAGUCUUGCUAAGAACUAUCCUGUUCUGGAGGACAACUUACAACAUUUGCAUGAAAUCCAUGAUUGCAUUCAACGUAUGAGAGAUUUGACGCUGAACAACUGGGGAUAUAAUCAUCAUGCAUCCCACAAUGAUGUACCGCAACGUUUAACUUCAUCGUGUCCUUCUCUGUGUCCUUUAAUUUCAUCUGAGAUUGCACCACGCUCGAGUAAUAAUGAUACAGGAUCUGAUCCAGAUCUCCUUGCUAACUGCUCUACCAAUAGUUCCCCUACACAUUUUCCAUCAGUAGGUCCUCGUUCACAGAAUGCACAGGGUAUAGACAGGAGACGCAGUUGGACUGAUUUGGAAGAUACUCGAUGUGGGCGCCGCAGAUAUUCUGGGCAAAAUCAUCUGCAAGCACAAAAUAUGCGACAGCGCAGUAUUAGUUUAAGUAGCCUAGACAGUGAAAUGGAAAUAGAAUUACAUGGAAAACCAUGUACCAGACCUGUAGGAGUUGGUAGUCGCGCAUGCAGAUCGCAAGCAAGCACUCACUCGCUCAAUGAAGCUGAUCUAGAACAGAGUGAAUAUCAGAAGAUAGUCUCAAAACGAUUCAAAGGUAGUCAAAGAUUAGCGGAAAAUAGUGGUUUAAUGCCUGGUGUCACAGGUUCUCGUUUACCUCUCCAGAAAUCUAUUUCUACGCCUUCAAUUGUUACACCGCAAGUUAAUGCUCAUCUAGCAGAGUCUGUAACCAGGACAACACCAUCGCUUACAGUCCGAAAUGAAAAGGGUAGUGGAAGCGAGACUGAAACCGAGGACCUUCAUCCAACAAACAGCCAUGAAUUCCACGAAGAUAGGGAAGGCACUCCAAAUGCUCAAAUAUCCCUUGAUGAAUUCCUGACUGAUGGAACAGUGUACGGCGAUCAUCAUUCAGAAAAAACUACAAGAAAACGGGGGGCUUCCAUUUUCUUUCGUAAAAAAAAGGAUAAAAGUGGUAAAAAAACUAGUCUACAGCAACAUUUAUGGGCGACAAUAAUGGCAGGAUCUCAGGGAAGUUUAUUAUGUGAUGUUUGUAUGAAACAAUCAACAAAUAAGCCACUUCUACAUUGCGACAAUUGUGGAGUAUCUGUACAUCAAAGUCAAGGGUGUAAGGAUCAACUAGUGCUAGAAUGUAUUAAAUCAAAACAUCAUUCUAGCAAAGCUGCCACCAAACCUGCAUCGAACAUAUCUACCAUUUCGAAUAGCUCUAAUGUUAAAAGAGGUUCUACCGCGUCAUUGCCUCUAGCAAGUUCAUCUGGCAGCGGAAGGGAAAUUAACAGCAAGAAAACCGUGACAAGCUACAGCCCUUGGCGGCGAGUUGCUACUAAGCUCGGAGUCAACCAAACAAUAAAUGAAGAAAAAGAUGGGGACGGACAACAUCGUGAUAUGUCCAGUGGUUGGGAGGAAUUCGAUUUUGGAGAUGAUGCUCAUCAGUUUACUGUUGCCGAUCUUGAAGGUUUAGAUCCUGAAUUGGGCCUAGCUAAAGAAGAACCUGAUUCUUGGAGUGCUGUCAUUGGGCAUAGCGUUGCUCUACGACUUGUUGAUAAUUGCGAGCGGAAAGUAAAAAGACAAGAACAUAUUUACGAAUUUGUUCUUACGGAAAAGCAUCAUUGUUUAGUACUUCUAGCUAUGGAAAGAAUUUUUGCGGAAGGCAUUCGACGUCACGUUCGUUUGAGCCAGCGGGAUGUAGAACGCAUGUUUCCACGAUUACGCGAUCUCAUCGAUAUUCAUUUACGAUUUUUGCAAAAAUUACGCAAACGACAGAACUCAAACCACGUUGUUCCUACGAUUGCUGAUAUACUCGUUGAUCAGUUCUCUAGUGAAAAUGCGCAACGUAUGAAGAGUGCCUAUGGAGAAUUCUGUAGUCGUCACAGGGACGCUGUUGAAGCUUACAAAUACCAUUUGCGUCAUGAGCCUAAAUUUGCAUCGUUCGUGCGUCAAUGCCAGUCGCAUCCUUUGCUAAAGAAGAAAGGAAUUCCUGAGUGCAUCCUGUUUGUCACCCAGCGUUUAACAAAGUAUCCAUUGUUGGUCGAACCACUUAUAAAAACGGGUAUUGUACAAGAGGAAGGUGAAGAUUUACGUAAAGCUUUAGUUCUUGUAAAAGACAUAUUAGCAGAUGUGGACGCUUGUGUAGCUGUCAAAGAAAGAGAGGCUAGAAAACUAGAGAUCUAUAACAAGAUUGAUGCAAAAUCUGUUGCAACAUAUCGUGGUGAGAAAUUCAGAAAGUCAUAUAUUAUGGAGUCUAAUAGAAUUUUGAAAUUUGAAGGUACUGCAUACUUAAUGCAAGGUCGUGGAAAAAUGACUGCCAUUGUAGUAGUUGUUCUUUCUGACAUAUUAUUUUUCUUGGCCGAAAGGGAUCAGAAGUAUGCAUUUUUUGUACCUGACAAUAAGGCUGGUAUAGUAUCACUACAAAAGUUACUAGUACGUGAAAAAGCGGGUCAAGAGUCUAGAGGAAUCUAUUUAAUAAGUAGCAAUCCAGCUGAACCUGAAAUGUUUGAGUUGAAAAUUCAGAAACCCAAAGAUAAACACUUGUGGAUUCAAGCAAUUAGAUCAGCUGUGGAAGCUUGCCCACAAGAACCUGAUAAUGAAACUGACGCACUAACUGAAAAUAAUAGUAGUAAUGAAUUGAGAGAUACACGUUCGUCUUCUAUAUCGCUCCUUUCUGCCGAGGAAAAACAACGUCUGGUUAAAACUAAAGAAUCACAUAUCCUGAAAAUAGUUGCUGAACUACGAAAGAAGGAUACUGAACAAGCACUCUUGCUUGAAGAAAAAAUCAAUCUACAAAUGCAACUUUUACAUGCAGCAAACAUUUGGAGUGGAAAUGAAUGUAGUGAGACUGAAAGAAUAGAAAAAAUUGAGAAAGAAAUUCCAGAUUAUACUAGACUGGUUCACAGUGAAGGAACUGAUACCACGCAGUUAUGGCAGGAGGUGGUUGUAACUGUUCAGGAAGCAACAAAACUUGCUAGUUCGUUGUCUUUUGGUGCAGGUGGUGCUACUCUGUCAAGAAGUUUAAGUUCUGCAGGUGAACGAUAUAGCGAGGCCUAUGUGCCGCCUGCUCUUUGUGUUCCACGAAGAGCUGAAACAUUUGCGGGUUUUGAUCAUAACAAAGAAAAAUAUCCGUUACGAGAUUCUGCUGCGAUUCAUUCCGUAAUUUCUCUACCAAAAGUCGGUGAAUUUAUGAAAGAGAGUCCAGAUGAAAAAGCAAGCCAAGAUUCAGAGACGAACAAAGAUCAACAGUGGGCAGCGAUUCGUUUGUCUCAUCACGUUUAUACGCUGUUCUGUAUAAUUAGUAAUCAAAUGACGACAAUCGAUAGCUUACAGGCUCAGUUAGCUGCGUGUAAAGAAGGAAGUAUGGGUAAAUCGAAUAAUAGACCGAAUCCGAAUCGCCAAUUAGAAGAGUUACGUAAUUUACAAGAUCAAUUAAGUCGUGAGAAAGCAGCGUUUCGAGCAGCGUCUCAGCAAGAGCAAAAGCAACUCGAGGAAGAGCGAGCCGAUUUGGCAAGGCAACGGGAACAAUUGGCAGCUGAACAGCGAGACGUAACACAGCAACGAGAUCAAUUAUAUCGACGACUUGAGGCAUUAGAGCGUCAAGGAAUGACAUUAGUUACAGGGUCCGCGCCUGGUUCUGCAACUAUACAUUUAUCCCAUAUGACUCAAGGAACUGACACAGUGCAGUCACGAAAAUCACAACCGGAUGCUAAGCGAAUACCAUUAAAUUUAAUUAGCGCUACUAAUCAGCAGAAAGUGCAAAGUAAUCUUCCAGUGAAACAGCAGCUGCCUUUAAAACUUGCUAGCGGAAGCAACAAUAAUACUAGGAGUGGAGGCACGAGUAACAAUAGUCCAGACCGACACUCGCGGACUGGAAGCAGUCCAGCAAUUGUGACUGGUUCUGCAUACUCUUCACCGGAAUUGGGCAACAGUCAUGCUAGUACAAGUCAAAUUCAUUCCUCGAACCGCUCAUUGCGAAUUACACGAUCUCCCCCGGAGUAUUCCCAUCAACAACACCAACGAACUGAACAGCAACAACCUUUGGAAGAGGAGGUAAUUUUUUUCUGACGACUCUUUCGUUUUGGUCGAAAGCAUUCUCGAUCCUCUCGUCCUGCAACUGGCGAAGCUACUCCGACAUCCACGCUAA